AUGCCGCAGUCCGUGAUCUACUGCAGCCAUGCGCAACGUGUCGUUCUGCUCGACAUCCCUGCAUCUAUUGAACAGGGUCAGCAGAUCCCGUACACCAUCAAAAGCACAUCAGCUCUGUAUGAUCCCUACCCUAGCACGGAGCCAAAGGGUUCCAAGAGAGAGGCUGCCUUGUCCGCGACUCGCCUCGACGACCGAAUAUAUCAUCAGUCUGUCCAAGGGGAUAUCUCCUCAGCUUUGGCAGAAAUCCAAGGCUACUUGCGGGAGCAAAGCGGUCAUGCAGAUUGGUGUCACCCCCGCCAGGCUCUGCUCUCGGAAGGUCAUUUACAACUCUUUCCGCCAACCCCUUCCGGGAUUUCGAUGUCGCCGGCGAGCACUGAUUCAUCAUCAGGACCUGUCGUUCUGUCGACCACCGAAAUGCGAACCCGGUUCUCCUCUAUCGACUGUCUGCGCGAUGUUGCGGUGUGCAACCCCACCCAACAAAGGAUGGUUGUUCUGGAAGCCAGAGGUGUUGGAGAUUUCUUCAUUCCACCCAGUGCUUCGUUCAUUCUAUCCACCCUAGAACGAGGCUUGGCUGGCUUUCGUUCCGCCUGCCAGACCCUCCUCGCAGCCCCCAAACAGUUCCAUAUGAUUUUAAUGGACCCGCCGUGGUCUAAUCGAUCGGCCCGCCGUUCUGGGGUAUAUCGAACCUCGGAAUACCAAGUUCAAGAUCCUUUCCUACAAGCCGUGGGUAUUGUGAGCGAGUGUCUGGCUCCACAAGGACUGGUGGCGAUCUGGAUCACGAACAAGGUCUCUGUUCGUGGGAAUGUGAUAGAGGCUGUUCGACCCUUGAACCUUCACCUCCACGAAGAGUGGGUGUGGAUCAAAACGACCAUAGGAGGCGCCCCUGUCACUGCCCUGGAUGGAGUGUGGCGUCGACCGUACGAGGUUCUCUUAUUGUUUCGCGAAGGUCAGGCCUGCGAUAUCCCACAGCGAAGAAUUGUGGCAGCGGUGCCUGAUGUGCAUUCUCGCAAGCCGUGUCUGAAGGGCCUGUUGGAGAAGCUCCUCCCUGUGCCGUACAACGCAUUGGAGCUAUUCGCGCGAAGCAUGACUGCGGGAUGGUGGUCGUGGGGGGAUGAAGUGCUGAAGUUUCAGCAUGAAAGUCAGUGGGUUGGAAGCGUCUAA
Molecule: messenger RNA, 1161 nt
Organism: Capronia epimyces CBS 606.96
Lineage: Eukaryota; Fungi; Ascomycota; Eurotiomycetes; Chaetothyriales; Herpotrichiellaceae
Exons: 1
Coding region: 1-1161 (386 amino acids)
Cellular component (GO): RNA N6-methyladenosine methyltransferase complex; nucleus
Molecular function (GO): methyltransferase activity; nucleic acid binding
Source: RefSeq, a predicted model, not a curated record